Messenger RNA from Scomber scombrus (Atlantic mackerel), 937 nucleotides. It is a transcript of the gene taf9, whose product is annotated as TAF9 RNA polymerase II, TATA box binding protein (TBP)-associated factor. Gene Ontology annotation, biological process: RNA polymerase II preinitiation complex assembly; DNA-templated transcription initiation. The transcript has 7 exons. Bases 38 to 769 code for a protein of 243 amino acids. NCBI's taxonomy places the organism in Eukaryota, Metazoa, Chordata, Actinopteri, Scombriformes, Scombridae. Gene Ontology annotation, molecular function: transcription coactivator activity; protein heterodimerization activity; RNA polymerase II general transcription initiation factor activity. The record is from RefSeq and is a predicted model, not a curated record. Gene Ontology annotation, cellular component: SAGA complex; transcription factor TFIID complex.
AGAAGUCAGUGUGCGCUGGAAGAAGGCGCUUAUUAAGAUGUCUGCUCCCAAAACCAUCCCGAAAGAUGCUCAGGUGAUGAUCCAGAUCCUGAAGGAUAUGGGCAUCACAGAGUACGAGCCCAGAGUCAUCAACCAGAUGUUGGAGUUCACCUACAGAUACGUGACGACCAUCAUCGAAGACGCCAAAAUUUACGCCACACACGCCAAGAAGUCGACGGUUGACGCCGACGACAUCAAGCUGGCGAUCCAGUGUCGGAUGGACCAAUCGUUCACCUCGCCGCCGCCCAGAGACUUCUUGCUGGAGGUGGCGAGGCAGAAGAACAUGACUCCUCUGCCUCUCAUUAAGCCGUACACCGGCCCUCGGCUUCCUCCAGACAGAUACUGUCUGACGGCUCCAAACUACAGACUGAAGACUGUUCAGAAGAAGGUCUCUUCUUCAGCCGGUAGGAUCACGGUUCCUCGUCUCAGCGUCGGCGCCGUUUCCAGCAGACCGAGCACGCCGACCCUCUGUACUCCCUCCGUCUCUAAAGUCGGGACUCCAGUGUCUCUGAGCGGUCAGAGGUUCACAGUUCAGAUCCCUCAGUCCCAGACGGCCUCCACCAAAACCACCACCCCGUCCACGCCGGCCGUGUCCAACGUGCUGAUCAACCCGUCUCUGAUUGGCUCAAAGAACAUCCUGAUCACCACCAACAUGGUUUCUCAGAGCGCCGCCGCCAGCGAGUCUCUGAAGAGGAAACACGAAGACGAAGACGACUACGACGCUUUAUGACGGCCGACACGUUUUUAAUCAUCAGUCUCUGAACAUUAUCAUAUUAGUGUUAUAUUUGUUUCUUGUUUUUUUUUUUUUUUUUUUAGGACAUUAACUUCCUGUCUCACCUGUUUGUUCACCAGUUAAACCAGUUAAACCAGUCUGGCUCUGAUUUACAAUAAAAUACAU